CACAAAAUGGCAAGUCUCGUCGCCAUCCUUGACCUCAAAGGAAAGCCACUCAUACAACGGUCAUACCGAGAUGACGUACCGGCAUCAUACGUCGAGCGUUUCCUGCCGCUUGUUCUAGAUAUCGAGGAGGAGGGUCAACAAGUUACGCCUUGCUUCUCGAGCCAAGGGAUAAACUACAUGCAUGUUAGGCAUAGUAAUCUAUAUCUCCUUGCGCUCUCCAAACGUAACACGAAUGCGGCCGAGAUCAUCAUCUUCCUUCACCGACUUUCAUCUGUGCUCGUAGAAUACUUCAAGGAACUCGAAGAGGAAUCCAUACGGGACAACUUUGUCAUAAUUUAUGAGCUCCUAGAUGAGAUGAUGGACUUUGGCUACCCACAGACGACCGAGAGUAAAAUUCUGCAGGAAUACAUCACACAAGAAUCGCAUCAAUUAGAGGUCCAGGUUCGUCCUCCAAUGGCAGUAACCAAUGCUGUGUCAUGGCGGUCGGAGGGCAUCCGUUAUCGUAAGAACGAGGUGUUCUUAGACGUGAUCGAGAGUGUCAAUAUGCUUGUCAACGCCAACGGGAACGUGAUUAGGUCAGAAAUUCUCGGUGCUAUCAAGAUGAAAUGUUAUCUAUCCGGUAUGCCCGAACUUCGCCUCGGGUUAAAUGACAAAGUAAUGUUUGAAAGUACCGGUCGAACUGCCAGGGGAAAGGCGAUUGAGAUGGAGGAUGUCAAGUUCCACCAAUGCGUACGAUUAUCUCGAUUUGAGAACGACCGAACAAUCUCCUUCAUUCCACCAGACGGUGAAUUCGAGCUGAUGUCUUACCGACUCAGUACACCAGUCAAACCACUCAUAUGGGCCGAGGCCUCGAUUGAAAGUCACAAAGGCUCACGAAUCGAGUACGUCGUAAAGGUGAAGGCGCAGUUCAAACGACGCAGCACUGCAAACGGAGUUGAGAUCUAUGUACCCGUUCCCGAUGAUGCGAGUUCACCGCGAUUCCGCGCUGCGACAGGUUCAGUGCAUUAUGCUCCAGACAAAAGCGCUUUCGUUUGGAAGAUCAAGCAGCUCGCGGGCGGGCGCGAAUUCCUUAUGAAAGCCCACUUUUCGCUACCGAGUGUGCGAAGUGAAAACGAACAAGAACGGCGAGCACCGAUUACCAUCAAGUUUGAAAUCCCUUACUUUACUGUCUCUGGUAUCCAAGUUCGAUAUCUUAAGAUCGUCGAGAAGAGCGGUUACCAAGCUCUACCCUGGGUACGUUAUAUCACGCAACAUGGCGACGACUAUAGUUUACGGACAGCGCUUGAGAAGGGAAGCGCACCGUUCGUGUCUAUGUGAACAUUGGGGGUAUUAUUUUGUACAAUCCACAGGGACGCAUAUAUUAGACUUCUCAACUUGCAGCGCAAGGCCCGGCAACUUUUUCACUGUGUUAUCUCUGAGGCCAUACGAAGCCGAGCCGGUGAAGUUAGUGACCGUGCACUUUUGAUCUACGUGUUGUUCUGCUGUCAUUUCAUAUGUGUAAGCUGGACAGCUCACUCUGAAAUAUGAUCAUGGACUCGACAUCAGAGACGAGUAUGUGCAUGAUGUGUACACAGGUGUCAUGACUUUGCAAUCUCUUACAGCUACAAGUAACGUCUGCUCAAU
Messenger RNA from Fomitiporia mediterranea MF3/22, 1623 nucleotides. Its product is annotated as clathrin adaptor, mu subunit. Gene Ontology annotation, molecular function: clathrin-cargo adaptor activity. Gene Ontology annotation, biological process: vesicle-mediated transport; intracellular protein transport. NCBI's taxonomy places the organism in Eukaryota, Fungi, Basidiomycota, Agaricomycetes, Hymenochaetales, Hymenochaetaceae. The transcript is spliced from 7 exons. The record is from RefSeq and is a predicted model, not a curated record. The coding region runs from base 7 to 1317 and encodes 436 amino acids. Gene Ontology annotation, cellular component: clathrin-coated vesicle; clathrin adaptor complex.